GGCCACAGGGGUGCCACCAACACAAGCUGAGAUGAAAGGCUCCCCCGGGGUAGCCAGGGAGGUCCAGCCGUCAUGGCGGCGCCGUGACGCUCACAGAGUUUCUUGAGCUGACAUUUAGCCAACACAUGGUUGUCAGCUUGUCACUCCCACCCGGCGCGGCUGUGGGUGGCGUGAGGAACAUUACAGCGAGAAUCUUCUCCAAACGCCGCCACGCCCAGCUCGCCCACUUCUUGUGCUGCUGACGCGGCCUGAGACUUCCCUCGGCGAUCUGUCUCCGGGAUAGAUCGGUGUCAUUAUGACUUUGAAAAUUGUUGCGCACCGAGAACCUCACACUUGUACCGCCGCUUCUCUUCCUGUGCAGCACCCCAGUCACCCCGACCCCCCAGCACCCCAGCACUACCGGCUCUUCUUCCUCCAGUGCUCAUCCACUCUGCUCCGCUCCGCCUCCUCUCGCCCCCCCACACUUACCUUCACUAAAGUACUGUUGGAGAGUCCCGGAGAGUCUCACCGUGAGGUGUAAACGAAACUAUGUUUUUCUUGCGUAAAGAUUUUCCCAGGCUGGUGGAGGCGCCUCUCGCCGCCCACCGACAGAACAGGUUCCUGGAGCCGCCGCCCCGGGCGCUCCCUGGCAGGGGUGAGGCGGCACACGCUUUUUCAUGUACGGCGGCGAAUGCGACACUGACCGUAUAUUAUUGUUAUUAUUCUACUUUCUUGAAAUUAUGUCGUCGGGGGAAGCAGACCCGUGGGGUUGUGCCGCAACUCCCCCACCUGAUGACCCGGGGCCGUGAGGCAACGGUCUCCGCGGCACUGACGGCACUGGCAGCGGUAGUGAGGCAGCCUCACCAUCCCGGAACAAAUCUUUCUUUACGAGCAGUGAUAGCAGUGAUAACACGCCUCUCAGCAGUGUCAGUGUUGGGUAAGUGUUCUGCAACACUCGCCACUUGGUGUGCUCCAGGCCGCGGCGCGCACCGCAACACACCACAACUUUUCCUCCACCGUGCUCCUGUUGUCCUCACGCUUUAUGUUCACUGGUGUCGAAAGUGAGGAAUGGCUCCCCUGCGUUGCUUCCUGAUCUCAAGUGGGGCAGCGUGUGGCUCCCUGGGGUAAGCAUGAUGCCGCCCACCGGGGAGGCAGGGUGGCGCGGUGCUGGAGAAGCGGCGGCAUCAGGUAGGGGGACUGAGUCUGAACGUGGGAAGCCAGUUGGCUCUGAGCCGUGAGAGUGUGAGGGUGUUGCUGCUGCCUCGCGCCCGCCCGGCCCCACGCGCUUCUCUCCACUGACCAUGUGACCCGCCUGACUCGCGUGUCGCCUAGGUCACUCCUCGGUGCCCUCCAGUGGCCGCAGCAGGUGCUGGAGGACAGUGCAGUGAUCAUGUUCUAUGGUGUCUCACUCUUGUGACAACGAUAAUGAGUUAGGAAAAAGAUGUUUGCCUCCCGCGGCUGACUUGUGUAUAAUACUUAGUGAAUAAUUGAUGCUGCAAGAUGAUUUGCAACAGCGGGUUGCUUAUCACCAGGAAGCUGAAGGAGCUUAUGUCCGGCGGGGACCUGGCCCCCAGCAGGCGUCCCCCGCCCACCAAGGCCGUCCUGCCUCCCAUCAGUGCCGAGCCCACUCGCCUCCCCGCGCCCCCGCACGAGCCUCGCUCCUCGUCACCACCUGAGGACUUUUUCAAAUCGAGCGUCGAGAUCUUGGACUCCUGGGACACCUUUGAGAGCCCGGCGGUGGUGUGUGCCUCGCUUGACCCGACGCGCCCCUCGGGCUGUGCCUCCCUGAACCGCCCCUCAAAACCUCGAGCUGAGUUCACCAAGAUCAACGGCAAGACAGUGAGGCUGUACUCCAGCCUGCCCCGCCACAAGCCGAAAGGUCUCUUCACGCCCCACCUGCCGACCACCCACCGACAGCACCCCAGCAGGGACCCGCCUGCACGCCCGCCGUUGGAGGUGGGCGUGGCGAGUCGCAGAGAUGACUCAGGCAACGCUAACUACGUGGCCUUAUCAGACAUCUACGCUGAGCUGCCCCGUAAAAAGAAGAAACCGUGCAUGGUCGAUGACUGUAGCUCCGUCCACCACCACUCCGAGUCUGAGCCUCACCCAGCCCCUCGUGUUGCUCACGCUCCCGCCACCGCCACGGUCUCAAAGUCUUCCUCCACAAAGAGUCUCACCAAGAAAUUCAACACGCUUGACUUCUCUCGGAAGAAGCACGAGAGGCUGACUGUUUUCCAGAAAUUCAGCUCCCUGGACCGCGGGUGGCGCUCCUUCGUGACGUCCAGGAAAAGCAGCAGCAGCAAGGCCUCGCCCUCAGAGCCGCCGCCGGAGCGGGAAGAGUCACAGGCGCCGAUCCUCUCCGUGUGGAGGGAGGGCGAGCACCGCCGGGAGGCCGCCGACACCACCUCGCUGACAGAAACUGUUGGCACCCACCGCCGCCAGUACCUCCAUCAUUACGAGCAGCGGCAGUACUACCACCACUAUCACCACCAGGCUGAACAACAACAGCAAGAACAACAGCAUCAACAACAACAACAACAACAACAACAACAACAACAACAACAACAACAACAACAACAACAAGCACACUAUUACGAAUACCAUCAACAGAAUCAUGAGCACCGCCAACAAAAGCGACAAUAUCGGCAUCAACAAGAGUACCAACAACAACAACACCAUCACCACCACCACCAUCACCAACAACAACAGCAACAGCAGCAACAGCAACAACAACAAGAGAAUAACCAUAACCAUUACCAACACCCACGUGAAUACCAACAACAUCAACACCAAUAUCAACAACAACAAACCCAACAACAACAACAACAACAACAACAACAACAACCAGUACCAGGCCGUAAGGUGGUGGAGGACUCAAGCACGAACCAAAAGGACACACGGGGAGCCACACAUGCGGAAGACACCAAGAAAUCAUCUCCGGACAGCACUCAGACCAAACCGGAGGAGACGAACGCUGGAGUGCCACAAGAAGGGGACCACCGGGGCGGCCCUAGAGACGAGCCUAACGAGUGCCCUUAUCAGUGCCACACCCUCCCUAAAGCACGAUGAGACUUGGCAAAACCCCCAGCAACACCCCAGCAACACCCCAACAACGCCCCAGCAACACUCCAGCAACACCCCAGCAACACCCCACCAACACACCACCAACACAUCAACAACACACCACCAACACCAUUUUUUCUUUUCAUUUAUAGUUCGACCCAUUCACUUCCCUUGCUAGUUUUUCCAGACUGAAGCACCCACCUACCUAUUAGUUAGUCUGAGUAAGUAAAGAUAUAAUUACGAGUGGACGAGCGACCAGAAGUGAUUUUUAACAGGUUUAAUGCAAAAAAUAUCAUCGUAUGUUUAAUGCAAUCUAGUGACGUCGAGAGUCAAACAAAACAGCUGGCUUGUCACUGAAGGGUUCGUGGCCUCACCACCCACAAGUAUGAGUGACGGUAACACAAAGAUGCUGUCACUCCCCGCCGCCGCCACAGAUCGUUUCCUCAGCCGCCCACACAGUGCCGGCGGGGAAGGUCUGGGCCGCCGCAGUGACCACGCGUCCCCCUCCCUUCCACCAGGGCGGCCUUGUCUUACGCUUCAUGUCUUGC
Scylla paramamosain (green mud crab) is the source of this 3590-nucleotide messenger RNA. RefSeq names its product probable serine/threonine-protein kinase irlF. NCBI's taxonomy places the organism in Eukaryota, Metazoa, Arthropoda, Malacostraca, Decapoda, Portunidae. The record is from RefSeq and is a predicted model, not a curated record. The coding region runs from base 1480 to 3048 and encodes 522 amino acids. The transcript is spliced from 2 exons.